Beauveria bassiana ARSEF 2860 is the source of this 1620-nucleotide messenger RNA. RefSeq names its product forkhead domain-containing protein. Lineage: Eukaryota; Fungi; Ascomycota; Sordariomycetes; Hypocreales; Cordycipitaceae. The record is from RefSeq and is a predicted model, not a curated record. Gene Ontology annotation, biological process: regulation of transcription by RNA polymerase II. The coding region runs from base 1 to 1620 and encodes 539 amino acids. The transcript has 2 exons. Gene Ontology annotation, molecular function: DNA-binding transcription factor activity, RNA polymerase II-specific; RNA polymerase II cis-regulatory region sequence-specific DNA binding. Gene Ontology annotation, cellular component: nucleus.
AUGAAAACCCUUGCACGAAUGAGUGGCCAGGGCGAAAGUCAUAUUAAGCUGCCCUCCCCCUCCGCAUCUCCCAGCCUCAUCCAGAACCCUCUCGACAUUAUCAAGUCUGAUUCCAUUACGGAUAUCCAUCUGGCAAAGUGGAAGGCUGAAGAUGAUUUGAUGGUCAAGGCAAACAACAUACAUACACCCGAAUCAUCACCCUCGGCCACCUACUUUUGCCACCAACAACAGCCAUCUGAUACCGACACACGGAGGCGCGAACCCAUGUCUCCGCCGGAAAACUACUCAAACAUUUCUUCCCCCCGAACCUUUGGCUGGCCACCCUCAUCAGAGUCUGGAGAGAGUGAACCUUGGACGUUGCACCACCACGAGCUACUCCCGGACCACUCUGCCUACGCCAACUCACCAUCAUCACCCGCUAGUGGCUGGGAUUGCUCGGUUCCCUAUCAGUUCCAAGGCGCUCCUACAUCCGCCGGCUACUUUCCAGACUGCACUGUAUCCUUUUCCGCAUCCACUCCGCCCCCGAUGCAGGCCAACUACUCUCCCGUCUUUGAGAUGGCAUCAAACUACGGUAGCCCGCAGUACCCCUCGAGUCAAUUUGGGGAUGGCUCGCCUACCCAGCUCCCCAUGAUGGCUGGCAUUCCUGACAUGGGCCAAAUGCACAAUGAGCAUACCUCACACCAUGAUUACUCGGCAGUCAUUGCAACGCCACCGAGUGAUUACACCUGCAGCUCGGAUUUCGGCAAGGCCAAGGGCGAUAUUAACAGCCUUCCCUACUCGCAGCUGCUUUUUCGAGCGUUUAUGAGCUCGAAUACAAGAAAGCUGUCACUCCGCCAGAUAUACCAGUGGUUCGAAGAUAACACGAACAAGGCGGUAAAUAACAAGGGUUGGCAAAAUAGUAUCCGUCACAACCUGAGCAUGAACAGGGCUUUUGAAAAGGCACCGCUGAAAGAAGACGGAACAGAGUCGAGGCGAGCGACUGAGUGGGUGCUAGCAGACUGGGCGCUUAAGAAGGGCGUGCAGAGCACAACUCGGUAUCGCAAGGGCAACGUUCGGUCAAAAUCGAACGGCUCGGAACGUGAUUUGUCGAGCAGCCCAUAUUCUGGCAGCCGCAGGAGUGCCAUGGCUUACAGUGCCCGCGGCCGCGACAGGCUCUACAACUAUCGAGUUCAGAUGCAUGGUAUGGCGCCAGACUCGAAUCUAUACGGCCCCCCGAUGCCGCCGACGCAAUUGGGACCUCCUAUGAAUGGAUAUGGCGAGGUUGAAGGAUACAUGACUCCGACGGGGGGCUUGUCCUAUUCGCCCAUGGAAGUGCACCAAGGCUACAACGGAUACCAGCAAGAAGAUGCCACGGGAUCCAACAGCUACUCCAUGUAUCAUCUUGGACAAGGAAAUAUAGGCGAGUAUGCGAUUGUGGGCGGCCUUGCCGAUGGUACCCUGGCAGGGUCCCAAGUAGGUGGCGUUAUGCCACCAUCAGCCGUCGGGGUCCCGUUCGAGGCUCAGCUGUCGCCUGCACUUGGUGGACAAAUACCACACGACCAGCAUCAGAGCAACUACGGGCACGCUGACUACGAUUCGAGACAAGGGAUCAGUAUCAACGCUGAGGGCGUACACGAAUAG